AUGUUUAGUAAGAAAAAGAAGAAACCUCAAAUAUCACAGCCCACCAAUUUUGAACACAGAGUUCAUACAGGCUAUGAUAAACAUGAAGGAAAAUAUGUAGGGCUUCCACUGCAAUGGGCUUCAAUUGUGGGCAAUAACCAGAUCUUAAAAUCAACCAACAGACCACUACCUCUAGUUGAUCCUUCCGAGAUUACACCAACUGAGAUAUUAGACCUGAAAACCAUUGUGAGGGGAGAUCACAAAAAUGAAAGCAAACAAGGUGUACCUCAAGUCAAACCUAACAAUGGUAUCAUGCUUCCUAAAACUUCCAAUGUUGCUAGAUCAAAUUCUCUUAGAUCUUCUAGUCCUCCUAGAUUAAGAAGAGACCAUAGGAACAAUACCAAUGUGCCUCCAUCAGUACCUGAGGAACAAAUUAUGCAGUAUACAUCUAUGCGGAGAGAUCCUAGUAUAAGCAAACCCCAAGUACGAGAUAAUUCUCCCGCUGAACGUUCCCUAAGCAAUCACGAAGUUCCAAAUUCUUAUCUAAAUGGUAACAUCCCCGAGCAAUACAUGGGCUAUCAUCCGCGCGAUCAUCCCCAGAUCUCGCCGGCCGGAUCCAUGAUGUCGUCGGGCCCUCCUCCCAUGGCUCCCAUUCCUCAUAUGGGUGCACACCCGAAUUCCAGCCACGGUGGUUCUCAUCAAAGCCUUCAGCAUGCAGGAUACCAUCCUGCACCAGCGAGACAUGACCAGAACCAAAAUUUGAAGAACGGCGUGCAACAGGCUCAACCUGCACAUGCACCCGCCAGCGCUACGGGGCAGGUUUCGUCCAGUAAACAUCAUGAACAAAGGUUGACACACGAACAGUUUCGGGCAGCUCUACAAAUGGUCGUGUCAUCGAAAGAUCCUCGGGAAAACCUUGAGAGAUUCAUCAAAAUUGGAGAAGGCUCUACUGGCACCGUAUGCAUUGCUCACGAUCGUACGACAGGCCGACAAGUUGCGGUGAAGAAAAUGGACUUGAGAAAACAACAACGACGAGAACUGUUAUUCAACGAGGUGGUCAUCAUGAGGGAUUACCAUCAUCCGAAUAUUGUGGAAAUGUUCGACAGUUAUUUGGUGAACGAUGAGUUGUGGGUAGUAAUGGAGUUUUUGGAAGUUUACUCAGUAACUCACUCUAUUACAGGUGGAGCUCUUACCGACAUCGUUACUCAUUCAAGAAUGGACGAAGAGCAAAUCGCAACGGUAUGCAAGCAGUGCCUUAAGGCUCUAGCUUACCUUCAUUCCCAAGGAGUUAUACACAGAGAUAUCAAGUCCGAUUCGAUAUUACUAGCCCUUGAUGGAAGGGUUAAAUUGUCCGAUUUCGGUUUUUGUGCGCAGGUUUCUCAAGAACUUCCGAAACGAAAAUCGCUGGUAGGAACUCCGUACUGGAUGUCUCCCGAAGUGAUUUCCAGAUUACCGUAUGGACCAGAAGUCGAUAUUUGGUCUCUAGGUAUUAUGGUCAUCGAAAUGGUAGACGGAGAACCGCCGUUAUUCAACGAACCUCCUUUACAAGCAAUGAGAAGGAUAAGGGAAAUGCCUCCACCGAAACUUAAAAAUGCUCACAAGGUAUCGCCAAGAUUGCAGUCAUUCUUGGACAGGAUGUUGGUCAGGGAUCCCGCUCAACGAGCAACUGCGCAAGAGCUAUUGGCGCAUCCGUUCUUACGACAAGCUGGACCUCCAGCCUUGCUUGUUCCCUUGAUGCGCGGCGUCAAAAACACGAGUUAUACUUAA
Messenger RNA from Diabrotica balteata, 1746 nucleotides. NCBI's taxonomy places the organism in Eukaryota, Metazoa, Arthropoda, Insecta, Coleoptera, Chrysomelidae. The record is from the annotation of a GenBank genome assembly.